Molecule: messenger RNA, 2015 nt
Organism: Colletotrichum destructivum
Lineage: Eukaryota; Fungi; Ascomycota; Sordariomycetes; Glomerellales; Glomerellaceae
Product: Putative CoA-transferase family III
Exons: 2
Coding region: 61-1803 (580 amino acids)
Molecular function (GO): catalytic activity
Source: RefSeq, a predicted model, not a curated record
CCUCCGUCCUCCCUGACUUAUCACGAAUUGGAACCACCACAACACCCCUUUCCCUCGAAGAUGGUCCCUAAGAGACCUGGUUCUCAACAAAGGACGGCGCCAAGCUAUUCCGUCAAGGAAGGGUCUGAAAAUGCUCUGGCUGCCCUCGUCGCUGCAUGUCAACGACAACUCCCUCCUGAAUUUCUCCACCAUUUGCAAAAUGUCGCUUUUACCGCGCCACUAGGCGAUACCGCUUUCAUCCCAUGUCCUCUUAAGGAACAGGAGGCGACAGCCUCCAUCAAAGCCCUCGAGGGCAUGGCCGCCGCCGCCAUUGCAGAUCUUCGGCACGGGUAUCAAGCCCGAAGAGAGAUCGAGGUCGACAUGGCACGUACAGCGUGCUUCUUGAUAUCGGCCUAUCUCACGACAGUCAACGGCAUGGAUAAGGCCCACCCCAAUGUGAAAUCCAAAAUUCCAGAUACCGACUUGAACCAAGCGCAGUCCAUCCUCUACAGGCGUCUCUCGGCAAACCUAUACGAAACCAAGAAUGUCGGCGAAUACUACCACCUCCACGGGUCACUCGAGGCUUCCAAGGCCCUGAACAUGAUUGGCCUGCCCGCUUUCAACCCGGAGCUUCAGGGCUACGACGAGUGUAUUCAAAUCAUCGAGGCCGCGAUGAAACGCUUCACUGUGCAAGAACUGGAUGACAUGAACCGCAAAGAAGGCCAGGCCGGGGUUCCAGUGCUCAAGAAGGAACAAUUUCUAGACACGCCGCACGGCAAAGCGCUCGAGCAACUUCCACCCCUGACCGUCAAGUCGAUCGAGUCCACCACGCCACCAGCCCCCUUCGAGUCCCAGCACAGUACUUCGCGGGCCGAGCAGUGCCUCAGCGGGAUCAGAGUACUGGAACUCUGCCGUGUAAUCGCUGGCCCGACCAUCGGCCGUUCUUUGGCGGCCCACGGCGCUUCGGUCCUCAAGGUGACCUCGUCACAACUUCCAGACGUCCCCUUUUUCCAGGUAGACGUCAACACGGGAAAGCAUACCACUUCCCUACACCUGAAAGACCCGAAAGACCGCGCCACAUUCGACUCGCUCCUCGCCAGCGCGGACGUCAUCCUGGACGGCUACCGACCAGGCGUCGUGGACCGCCUGGGCUACGGACCCGAAAAACUGGCCACCAUUGCCGCAAAACGCGGCAAGGGCUUCGUGUACGUCGCAGAAGACUGCUUCGGCGGAUCGGAGUUGGGCGCGGCGGAGGCGGAGUGGGCAGGGCGCCCGGGAUGGCAGCAAAUUGCGGACUGCGUCACCGGCGUCGCCUGGGAACAGGGUCACUUCAUGGGUCUGGACGCGCCCGUUGUGCCCCCCUUUCCCAUGUCCGACUAUGGCACCGGCGCUCUAGGCGCCGUUGCCGCAAUGGCGGGCUUAUACAGGCGCGCGACGGAGGGCGGCUCGUGGGCCUGCCGGACCAGCCUGUGCCAAUACGACAUCUUCCUCUUGUCGUUGGGCGCGUAUUCGCCCGAGGUCCAGGCCCGCCUGCGCAAGACGCACGACCCGGCCUUCUUCGACCUCAAGCACCACGACUCCGUGGACGAGGUCAGCAAGCGGGCCCUGCGCAGCGUGAAGCGUCUCCAUCCGGGCCUUUUCUCGGAGGAUCUGAUGCACACUGCGUGGAGCCAAGGGUUUGAUGCGGAGGUGAGGUGGCCGAGGGAGGCCGUGAGGGUUGAGGGGCUGUGGGUCGGGCACAACCGGGCUUCGAGACCUAACGGGGCCGAUGCGCCUUCGUGGGAGGGUUGGGAGGUGCAAGAUGAAAUUGUCAGGGCAUGGUGACUUCUCGAUGAGUAAUGAUGAUACGGCCUGGUUGAUACCUAAGAGGAGCAUUUAGGGUGCGUAAAGGAAGACACGUAGAUCACGACACAAAGACAUCAUGAUACCAGUUGCAUGAGAGGCUCUCCUCCCGAAUGGCCAAGAUAUAAACAAGGCCGCGCAGUCGGAGCUCGGAACAUGUAGCUCGUCGUCGGCAUAAAUGGGAUCGUUUCUCU